Messenger RNA from Lactuca sativa (garden lettuce), 1590 nucleotides. RefSeq names its product syntaxin-32. Gene Ontology annotation, biological process: vesicle fusion; intracellular protein transport; endoplasmic reticulum to Golgi vesicle-mediated transport. The record is from RefSeq and is a predicted model, not a curated record. NCBI's taxonomy places the organism in Eukaryota, Viridiplantae, Streptophyta, Magnoliopsida, Asterales, Asteraceae. Gene Ontology annotation, molecular function: SNARE binding; SNAP receptor activity. Gene Ontology annotation, cellular component: SNARE complex; Golgi membrane; endomembrane system.
GACCAGGUAAUAUCCCGGGUCGAAAAAACCCCGCAAAACAUCUACGCUGUAAUCUGUAUCUCCCUCGUCUUUCAUCUCCCCAGAUCUAGGUUUUCUUACAACUUCAAUCACCUCCUUUACUCUCCUACAAACCGACACAAUAAUCCCUUAGGGUUUUGAAAUCACCCAUCUUCAGUUAUUAUCCGAGUCCAUAGACAUUCACACAUCGAAAAUUUUCCUCUAAGCAACUGAUUGCUUUGAUUUUAUUCACCUGAAAACGAUUUGUUCGUUUAGGGGUUCGGGGAUAAAUUGGGCUUUUCCUUGAAUCCUGCAAAAAGAGACACUUUUUAUAUAUAGUGGAUACGAUGAAUUUGAAAUCGGCGCAAGCGUCGUCUUAUAGAGAUCGUACACAUGAGUUUUCGAGCAUAUCGGAGAGGCUUAGAAAGUCGAUAUCGCCAUCAAAUGCGGUAGCAGGGAUUAAUAGCAGUGGAGGUGGUGCUGGUGGUUCCACCAAGAUUGAGGGAUCUCGAUCAACAGUCGCAUUCCAAUCCGAGUUUAACAAGAGGGCUUCCAAAAUCGGGUAUGGCAUUCACCACACAUCGCAGAAGCUAGCCAGGCUUGCAAAACUGGCAAAGAGGACAUCUGUCUUUGAUGAUCCAACAAUGGAGAUCCAAGAACUGACUGCUGUCAUAAAGCAGGACAUUACUGCCCUUAAUUCAGCCGUGGUGGAUUUGCAGCUUGUUUGUAAUUCCCAAAACCAAAGUGAAAAUGUUUCAAGUGAUACAACCACCCAUUCAACCACUGUUGUUGACAAUCUCAAGAACCGUUUGAUGAGCGCCACAAAGGAGUUCAAAGAAGUUCUUACAAUGCGCACAGAGAACUUAAAGGUUCAUGAGAAUAGAAGACAGUUAUUUUCUGCAACUAGUUCAAAAGAAACUGCUAAUCCAUUUGUUCGCCAACGUCCUUUAUCCAACAAAUCAACUGCGGGUCCCAGUCCAUCAAAUUCUCCUCCUCCAUGGGCUAAUGAAUCUUCAACUUCAUCUCCUUUGUUUCAAAGGAAGCAUGGAGAUAGUGAAUCUCAACCAUUAAUACAACAACAAAAUCAGCAGCAACAACAAAUGGUUCCAUUACAAGAUAGCUACAUGCAGAGUAGAGCAGAGGCUCUUCAUAAUGUUGAGUCAACUAUUCAUGAGUUGGGGAACAUUUUUACACAAUUGGCAACCAUGGUUUCUCAACAAGGGGAGCUUGCAAUAAGGAUUGAUGAAAACAUGGAGGAUACUUUGGCAAAUGUAGAAGGGGCACAAGGACAACUAAUGAGGUACCUCAAUAGUAUAUCAUCCAAUCGGUGGCUCAUGAUUAAAAUAUUUUUUGUAUUGAUUGCAUUUCUCAUGAUUUUCCUCUUUUUUGUUGCAUAAUCAUAUUUUGUCUGUAUCUUAUUUUUUUUUUGGAAAAUAUAUCAAGUAAAAAAAAACGAGUUUUUCUUAAACAUUUUGUUUUGUAAUCAUGGUGUACAUUCAUGUUGACUCUAUUCUUGGUUGUACCUCAAGGAGUGAUUGUGGUACAAUACAAUUGCGUGAAUUUGCUUUAUGUAAAUUUGUUGAUGAUUCGACA